GAACUCUCGUGUUCUAAAAGAGAACGUUUGGUCAUUUUGCCAAGGUGCAAGAUUUGUAUAAAAAUGGCGGAGCAACUACUUUUCAAUGCAAUGGCUAGUAGUGUGACUGUGUAAGGUGUACUUAACACACUGAUUGUUUUAGAAAGACAUUGGAGUGAACAUGCUUUAUGUUGAUAAUGGUGGAAAUCUAAAAACAAAGAGUUGACAAAAAGACUCUUGAAGUCUUGUCUUCCCUCUUUUGAAUCACUUAAGAAGAAAACAAUGUCCAACCGUUAUCGCCAGGACUCUCGAUCUCCCAGUGCAGUUUUUGUCCCCAUGCCAGUGGACCGAAAAGCACUGGGGAAGAGGAAGGUGGAGGCAUUACAACGAGAGAUUGAAAGGCUGGAGAAUGAUCAGGAGAAGAGAAAGGAACUCAUAGGCAAACUGUCCAACAUGCAGAGGACUCAGAGUAGAAGUCAGAGAGAACAAGACAGGCUUCUGGAAAAAUACAACAAGAACAAUAUGCUGACUGAUGAAAUAGAACGUCUAUAUGGAGAAGAUAAAGGAAGAAACAUUGUAAAAUCUCCUGCUAGCCCAAGAGUGAUAAACACAGUACUGGCACAGAGAACAAAGGAGUUUGCGAUGAAGCAGCAGGAGAAAGAACUAGAAACAAAAUACUUAUUGAAGGAGAGAGAGCGGCUGCAGGUUGCCAGAGACAGAAUUCGUGAGCAGCGCCGUGCUAUUCUAUCUCCUGCUGACAGUGCAAUGAGUGAACCUGACUACCAUUACCGAUCCACCAAGAUGGCCGAGGACUCGAGCAGGAUGAGUAUGCGGACCCCGAGACUCAAGAGCAGCAAGGUGCACAGCGUGGAUUCAUACGUCCAGAACACUAUCAGUUCACUGCCCCAGACCAUGGACAAGAUAGCACAGCUGAGACAACAGGUAGAGCAGCAUUAUGUGUCCUAUGAGAAGCCUUACCGUGGGGAGAUGGGGAUCCAAACCUACCACCCUCAUCAAAUGAAGGACUACUUCAUGGUGAGGGGUAUUGUGGAUGACGUAGUCAAUGAUUUCCUAGAUACCUUCUUCCCAGAGGCCAUCCCAAUGGUGGAAAAAGAGGCAUACUUUGCCACUAUAGAGCAGAGACAGAGAGAACGACAGCAGAGGCGUGAGACUGUCUCCGAGAGGAAGGCUGUACAGCUAGUGAUGGAGAACAUCAUCCUGGAUGUGACAGGGGAUAUGAGUUUGGACGUGGCCCUAGAAGACAAGCACGCUGAGGGAACCAUACAAAACAUGGUGGACAUGAUUAUCAUGAACAGAGCUGAGGCUGUUGCCAUGCAGAAUGAAGAGGGACGUCUCUCCCAUGAUAAAGCUUACAAUGUGGUUACAAAGCAGUAUUAUACAAGUCAAGACACGAGGAAUGCUAGGCGUCCAGACUUGUUCUACCAUACAACAAACUUGUCCCUGAAGCCGGAGGCAGACCCUCAAAGGAGAGUUAAGAUACCCCCAGGGUUUGUUCCGCCUCCUACCACAGACAAGGAUAAGAAGGUGCCGCCCUCCAAGAAAGACAAGAAGGGCAAAAAGGACAAAAGACCCCCCACUGAACCUCCCCCCUCACAGCCAGUGUCUGUCAGGGUUCCUCCCCCAGAAGAGAUUGUGGUUGCUCUUGAGCGAGAGGACCCCGACACCAUAGUAUUAGAAUACCAUCCCAUCAGCCCUGUGGACAUACGGAAGUAUGAUCCACUCCCCACGGAUAUUCCUGAAGUCAAAAUAGUGAAGGAGAAGUACAAUUCUUAUUCCAAAAAGGAAGUUCAGUACUGGAGGAAAAUAGUUCCUUACAUAUCAGAACUAAAAAUGCCCAAACGAGUCAAAGGUGUCAGUGUAGUCUCAUGUUCCCCCAACAGUAAAUAUGUGGCAUUUGGAACCGUUAAAGGUGAUGCUAUGAUAUAUGACACAUCAUAUGAUCCUUGGCGACUCAUCAAGGUCGUCAUCAAUGAGAAUAGUGGAGAUGACCCCGUUAUUGACGUUUCCUGGACGUUGGACUGCCAGAGGUUAAUCACCAUUACUCACACUGGAAGUUUGUUUGUGUACUCCAUUCUGGGUGGAGUGAAGAAAUCCAACACCAGCAAGAUGGGGUUAGGAGCAGAUGACACUGGUGUGUUUCCUCAACAGAUGGGCCUGGUGCUAGACAUGGACUCUGCUAUGAAAGACUUCACAUUCCAAGAAGGUCACUUGGCUGAUGAAGGAGUUUUAACAGAUGUUCAUUUUCCGACUGUUUCUGCUUUCUUUCCAUCAUUCUCAUUUCUGGGAGUCCAGGACAGUUUCUGUGUUGGCUUAGAAAAUGGAGACAUCAUUAAGUGUGACCUAGAGUUUGUACUGAAUGCCCCAGGUGAUGAAGAUACGCAUGAAUAUGUGGAAUCUAAGAGAAUCUACAACCCCAUGCUGACAGCAGCUUCCAAGACUUUAAACAUAAUUGGCCGAGGUGUGGAGGGUGAGCUCUUUAAACAGCACAAGACGAGGAUCGUCCAUGUUAGCUUCAUUGACUAUGUAAACGAGCUGGUGACUGUGGAUGAGGAAGGCUACAUCUUCAUCUGGAAAUAUACAAGAGAGUGGAAAGCCAGUGUAGGAUGGUUUAAGCCAGCUCGAAAAUUCCGACUGUCCAAAACAAAAGAUAUGUACCAGCCAACAGAGAGCAAACCAAAGGAUAGAACAUACAAGCUUGUCUUUACUGACCAAACUGCGUCCAUGCCAAACAAGAAACGUGCGAGAACCCGCCAGGAAAUAGCGAAUGAGAGACUGCAGAACACAAAUUUAAUUCUUAACAUGAAUCUUGGUGACCCGUGGCAUGUUGAAGUUCAAGGAGACAAAUUGACAGAAGUGUACGCCCCUAGAGGUGGGGUGAAGGACACAGGAGCAGUGUUCCACAUCAUCGUCAAACAUCUUGCCACGGACCAACUGUCAUCAUAUGCCACUCGAGUAUACAAACCACUCAAGAUCAAAUAUAACAAGAUGUCUGUGAUUCCAACUGCCAAAGGAGAUGCCCUUAUAUUUAUGUUACUUUUCCCUUCUUAUCCCCCUAAAGAGCCUCAUGUGACCAUAACAAUAUUUGAUAUGAAGUCAUUCGAGUUGCGAGAUUUCCGCCGAGACAUUUAUCUCUCUGAAGCGGAGUUCACAGAAAUGUCAAAGAAUGAUGUCACGUUUGCUGAUGUGAGCAGAGUGUUUGGACCAACAGGUUCAGAGUAUUUGUUUAUAUGUCUCCUUGGAGAUUUUAAGGUCAUCUCUUUAACAACUGGGCGACAAGUGGUCAAAAUGGAGGAUACGUCCGUUAGAUCUGAUAUAUAUGAUGACCCAGCUUACAGGGGCUGUGUCAUUGACACUGAGGAACUUGUUCUGGAUGAAAACUCACAGGUGUCGGCCUUGUCAACCAAUGGAAAGAUGCAUGCUAUAUUUCAUUCUUCUCAUUCUGGCCGUGUUUUGUAUGUGGAGUUUGAGGAUGAGAAUAUCAAAGCCACCAGACGACAGAUGUGGAAGUUGUACGACAGACUUGAGCCUGAGAAGAAGCGUCUGAUGCCGGCUGAACUGAGAGUGGACACAGUGACCAGUGAGUUGGAGGACAGACAACACCCAUCUGUAAUGAUGAGGUCAAUCAUCAUGGAAACCAUGGACAAUGCUAUCCAGCUCUCUCACCGUGCCAAGUACAACGAUGAACAGAAGGAUGAUUUUUUGUUGUGGGACAGGGUCAACAAUUACAAAGUUCUGGAACAACCGAUAAACAAGGGGAAUAUUCUGACUGGAACUUGAUACCAAUAUCAAACAAGUGGGAAAACUUGAUAAUGACCUGCCAUAAACUGGAAUCAGAAACCCAGCACAAGAAACUUGACUAGCUGGUGUAAUCUUUCCAGUUACUGCUUCCAACAACGACAGACUCAGUGAUGCCCCAAUACUCAUAUUUAUUAGCAGUUUCUGUGAUAUUCCAAUGGUGGAUCCAAAGAAUCUGAAACCUUUGUGGUGACUAUUGACUGAUAUUUGACUUGUGUUCAAUACAGUUCUGAAAGUACUUGAGAAUUUGUCCUUCUUGCUAUUUUGACUUCAGGCUAGAUGACUUAGAAAGUUUUUUUUUCUUGUGCCAUUUUGAACUGUUCAUGAUGUACUAGUUCUAAGGUAAAUCAUCUAUUAUUCAUGAGACUUUAUAUCCAUGAUAUAAAGGCUUUGUGAUUUUUCACAAGGCAUUUUUUGUGAAUUGUCCAAAUGUUACAACUGGAAUGAAAGGUUGUUAAGAGUUUCUCUCCAUUUCUUAAUUACAAUACAUGUACUAGUAACCAUGAAAACUAAUCAUUAAUUCUUUAUCCGUGAGGUGGUCAGUUUGUACUUACACACCGAAAAAGUUGAUAUCAUUAGCGCAGACUGAUUUCUGAAAGCAUAAAAAUAUCUCAUAAUUACAACCAUUCCAGAAUUUAAAAGCGAACAUUACAAUAAAAGAGAUCUGGAUCGGUAUUCUCAAAGCAGGGGCAGGUCACUCUGAUUUACUUCCUGAUGGUUUGCUUUACAAAUCCAGUAUAUGUUACAUGGUGACAUAUUUUUGCCACUUCAGAUAAUUAAGUUGGUAAGCUUUGUUUAUGUUACUUUAAAGCUAGCAAUCCUUCUUUAUGAUAAACUUGUAUAACUGUAGACUAGUAACUUAUUGUCAAGGAAGACAUUACUUUCACAUUGAGAGGAUCUUGUGUACCAACACAUACAUGUAAAUAAAAUUCUCAUGAAUAAAACAUGAUUUACUGUAUGCAAUAUGGAUGUAUUUAUUGUUUAUGAUAAUUAGAUGUUGCUAUUAUUUAUUAAUGAUUGCUAUUAUUUAUCAAUGAUUGCUAUUAUUUAUUAAUGAUCGCUAUUAUUUAUCAAUGAUUGCUAUUAUUUAUUAAUGAUCGCUAUUAUUUAUUAAUGAUUACUAUUAUUUAUUAAUGAUUGCUAUUAUUUAUCAAUGAUCACUAUUAUUUAUCAAUGAUUGCUAUUAUUUAUUAAUGAUUGCUAUUAUUUAUCAAUGAUCACUAUUAUUUAUUAAUGAUUGCUAUCAUUUAUUGAUAAUCAUGUAAACAGACUGUAGUAAUGGAUGAUCUCUUUGUGCAUUCAUCUGAAUAACAUUACAGACAUUGUUUUAUGUUUCCAUAUAUGUUAUACAAAUCUUUAUGUUAAACAGAAUCUCUACACCUGUGUAAGUGAAAUGACGUAACACAAUAUAUAUUUUUAUACACACGUUUCUAUGGGAACAUGUAUCUGAUUCCAUCGCCUGGUAGCUUCCAAGGAACUUUUCUGACAGCAGCAAUUUUUGUGUUGUGCUGUAUUUAGAUUUUUAACUUUUCUGACAGCAGCAAUUUUUGUGUUGUGCUGUAUUUAGAUUAUUAACUUUUCUGACAACAGCAAUUUUUGUGUUGUGCUGUAUUUAGAUUUUUAACUUUUCUGACAGCAGCAAUUUUUGUGUUGUGCUGUAUUUAGAUUUUUAUCACACCUUUACAAGAGAAUUUUUAUUUACAGUCAGGCCUCACUUACGUAGAUGAGAAUAACAAAAAUCUUUAGGUUUGGGAUGAUAUUUUAUGACCCGAUAUUGUACAUGUCGUUUAUCCGGAUGGUUCUUUAAUCCAUUCAGUUUUUCUUAAAACUCAAAUGUUUUGGGAAUCAAGGCUCAACUGUACUGCAAUGCUUACUACAUUAUGUUUACAACACAGGUAAGCUUAUGUCUAAGGCUUUAUUUUUCCACUGACUAUAAUAUCAUCUAUGUAUUAUAUAGAUAAAUGGGAGCUUGUUACUAUAUUGUUGCAACUACUGUGCCAAAACUGAGUGAUUGCAUAUCAGAUAUACUGUUGAUGAAGUGAAUCAAUUUGAAUGUAUCAAUAAAGUGUGGUGGACAUCUCAAUAUUCCGUCCUUUUCACAGAAUGAUUGAUUUGUUAUUUUAAAAACAUUUCACAUUAAAUUCAGAUUUUAUUCACUGAAAAAAAAUCAGUCUUGCAGACACUCUCAGAUUAUUAUAGAUGGCUGUUUAUACAGUAGUUUCUGUUUUUAAAAGGAGAAAGUAUGUUUCUCAACUUACUUGCUUUUAAAUGGUUGGAUGAUUCCAACUACAGAACAUACUGUCUGAAGAGCUUUAGUCUUUAUUUAAUUGUAUUGUUGAGUGUUAUUGUUUUUGUGUACUUAUUGUAACAAAAUAUUCACCAAGAUCUUUUUAUCAGUUUUUAUUGUAUUGAAGAAUUUCUGUACUUUAUAUAUAUAUAUAUAUAGAUAUUUGCAAUCAGAUUAUUCAUCACUUUGAAUGUUGAAAUAAAUGUAUUUUUUAUAAUAUUAGAAGAACAAAUAAAUGGUAGUCUCUCUACUAGAAGUUUGUACACGGGUAAAUUUUACAUCCAUUUCAUCAUAUUUGAUUCUUGAACAAACUACAUGUAUAUAUUUCAUGUUUAUUUCUCUUUAUUGAUUUAAAGAGUUCUUCCCAAAUCUUCCACUUAAUUCCAGUCAUAUUUCAUGUCGAAAUGUUAAAUAGGUUAUCUAUAACUUCUGUUGAACUUUCUUGCAUUGUUACAUGUUUAUGAUAUACAUGUUGAAAAUAUACAAUAUUCUAUAU
Molecule: messenger RNA, 6578 nt
Organism: Ostrea edulis (European flat oyster)
Lineage: Eukaryota; Metazoa; Mollusca; Bivalvia; Ostreida; Ostreidae
Exons: 34
Coding region: 262-3777 (1171 amino acids)
Molecular function (GO): protein binding
Source: RefSeq, a predicted model, not a curated record